Messenger RNA from Phalaenopsis equestris, 600 nucleotides. Its product is annotated as E3 ubiquitin-protein ligase RDUF1-like. The transcript has a single exon. Gene Ontology annotation, cellular component: cytoplasm; nucleoplasm. NCBI's taxonomy places the organism in Eukaryota, Viridiplantae, Streptophyta, Magnoliopsida, Asparagales, Orchidaceae. The record is from RefSeq and is a predicted model, not a curated record. The coding region runs from base 1 to 600 and encodes 199 amino acids.
AUGGUAUGCAUCGAAGAAGUUUAUUGUGCUGUUUGCAUGGAUGAGUUUGAGGUAGGGGACGAGGCAAUGCGGAUGCCUUGCAAGCACUUUUACCACGAGAACUGUAUCAUUCCAUGGCUCGAGCUGCAUAAUUCUUGCCCGGUGUGCAGGUACGAGCUCCCCACCGACGAUCCUGACUACGUGUCACGAGAUGUGAGAGCGGCGGAUGCUAGUGGGGGCCGAAGUGGAGGAACGUGGCUGGCUUCGGAGGCCAGUGAUGAAGAAAGCAGUCGGAGACGCAGGAUGUUGGAUGCAAGUUGGGGGCGAAGUGGAGGAACGUGGCUGGCUUCGGCGGCCAGAGAAGAAGAAAGAAGUUGGAGUUGGGGGCGAAGUGGAGGAACGUGGCUGGCUUCGGCGGGCAGCAAAGAAGAAAGCAGAGCCAGUUCGAGAGAAGAAGAGGUGGAUGCUAGUGGGGGGCGAAGUGGAGGAACGUGGCUGGCUUCGGCGGCCAGGGAACAAGAAAGCAGUUCGAGACGCAGGAGGAUGCGAAGGAGGGUUAGAAUCUCGCUUCCGUGUUCUCUGAGGUGUUUUAGACCAAAGUCUCGGUGGAGCGACCAGUGA